Messenger RNA from Ectocarpus sp. CCAP 1310/34, 1769 nucleotides. Lineage: Eukaryota; Phaeophyceae; Ectocarpales; Ectocarpaceae. The record is from the annotation of a GenBank genome assembly.
AUGCUUGCAGGAUGGACCACACCGCCCCCGUCUCCGCAAUGGCCGGGGCCGGGAAAGCUGCCGGCGCCCGCGCCAGGGCCAGAAUGGCUGCCGAAGCUCGUGCCAGGGCCGGAAUCGCCGACGGCACUCGCGCCAGGGGCGGGAUCGCCACCAGCCUUCCCGCCAGGGCCGGGAUUGCUGCCGACCCUCGCGCGAGGGCCAGGAUCGUCCGUGCGACUCUUACCUACGCCCCCAACAUUACCGCCCAAUCCCAUCCGGGAGGAGCAGGCGAACUAUGCCGACUGGUUGCUCCCGGCAUGUCAAUCGGAGAUGAAGAGGCACGCGGAGGCAGCGGGCCACAAGGGAGCCUUUCGGUACGGUGAUGGGGUCGACGAGAUCAACACGUCGAUUUCGAGCGUGAAGAAGCCAGAAGCUGUAAAGCUGCUCCUGGCCCAGGACGCGUGGCGUGUAUCCAAAGGUCUCGACCCUGAUUGGAAGCAAGCUCCGCAGGGCACCCCGCAAGCGAAGAGGGUGGCGAAGGAAGCGAAGGCGAAGCUUGCUGCCGAGGAGGAAGAGCGCAGGAGGAGAUGCCGUUCCAGCGGGGAUGCGGCAAGGUUGUGCUUCAUCAUGUUCUCGGACGAGAUGUACGAGAAGGUCACCACCAGCGAACAGGCGCCCACGGAUCGAAACAAGCGCGACAACCAUGCCAUUGGGGUGAACGAUCCAGACGGGGUUUGGGAUGAGAUAGUUGACCACUUCGUAGACGAAAAUUUGAGGCUCGGUGGGGUACGCGCUGGCAACCCCAAAUCACACGACGGCAGCACUGCACCCGGAGUGCCUAAGAUGUGGGAGGCGCUUCAAUCGCUCGACUAUGACGAUCCAGCGAAAAAGUGGAGGGAAGAAUGGACGUUCAAGGAAGGGUCGCGGAAGGGAGAGCUGGACAAGGCUCGCGCCCGCGAGAAGGUGAAAGGCUGGUGGACGGACAUGCGUGCGGAGUUAGGGGACGCUAAGAAGAAGAAAGAGAAGAGUGGGAACAACGCUGAACACUACUGGUCCUUCUGUAACCAGAAGCUGUACGUCCUGCUCGUGAUGGACUGGUACGAGCUGAGGGGUGGCGACAGCGCGAACGAGCACUGCGCAAGGUACUUCAGCGUAAGGCUCAGCGAGGAGGAUGAGGAAGCUUUCAACACUCUGUCCAUGGAAGACGAGCAGUCGUCCAGCGAUUCGGAUGAACCGCCCGCUCCGAAGGGGAAGCCGCGAGCGCGGAAGGCGAGGGAGAAGAGGAAGGUCAAACCGGAAGAAACCUUGGUCCAACUUGUGGACGCAUUCAAGACCACAUCAAACAACAUUGCAGCGGCGAUGAACAAGAUUGCGGACAACGACGCCGAGAAUCCCGUGGGUAUGUUGAUUGCUGCCAGCGAUCGCCUUGAUGACUGUGACGAGAUGUUGAAAAAUGCGAAAGAAGAAGGAGCGUCCAAAAGAAAAAAUUGACAGGCUCACUCAAAACCUCGCAGUAGCGCAGGAGGAGUACGACAAAAUCUACAAAAAGACCAGGCCUGCUGCAGAGAAAGCGGCGGAGGAAGAGGAAGAAGAUGAGGAAGGGAGUGAAGUUUCGUAGCGAUUUGUCGUGAAGGCCCUUCGGACGAAUCAAACCCGACUUCUUCCAACGACGCAUGAAGAGGAUGUCUUGUCGUUUUGGGUUUGAUUCACACGGCAUAGGUUGGGUACAUGCAUUUUUCUGAGUAUGGCUAGUUUUUUUUCCGUUGUGUGCAGCACGAAGGUAGGGCACU